Leptidea sinapis is the source of this 3426-nucleotide messenger RNA. Its product is annotated as probable histone-lysine N-methyltransferase set-23. Lineage: Eukaryota; Metazoa; Arthropoda; Insecta; Lepidoptera; Pieridae. The transcript has 2 exons. Gene Ontology annotation, cellular component: nucleus. Bases 461 to 1261 code for a protein of 266 amino acids. The record is from RefSeq and is a predicted model, not a curated record. Gene Ontology annotation, molecular function: protein binding; histone H3K9 methyltransferase activity; zinc ion binding.
UUAAAUUUUGUAAAUACUAGAUUCUAUUGUUACGUCUUGUCUCCUUCAAUAUUAUAAGCCUACGACAUAUUAUAUUAUAAACAAAGGUAGUAAGGGUAGGUCAAAAGAGAAUAUAAUCACUACGUUUUAGGGUAGGUACUCGUUAGAGUAAAAGUGUUCUGUGGUGAGGAAACUGGACAAGUAAGCAGUGACCUCGAAAUAUUUAUUAUGAUUAAAUGAUUUACAGUUUACACUAAAAGUGUAAUUCAAAGAGUAUAAUAAUAUAUAGGGAAAAGAGAGCCCUCUCUACGCAUGCAGUUUUCUGAAAACGUCACUUUAAGGCGACUGUCCCACCCCUGGUGUAAUUCUGUGGUUUACACUCACUUCAAUGAUGUACCUCCUAGAGCGGUGGUAAUAAUUUGAAUUAUUUAUUGGCGUGACCUCAAUCCAGGUGCACAAAAAAUGUGCCGUGCAUCACAAAAUGGAUAAUUAUUAUCAUAAAGACCCUUCCAUAUUUUACAUAACAGAGAACAUUCUUGGCACUGAAGAAAGCAGUUUGGAAUAUGAAGACCAAAUACAAAAUUUUAACUCACAAUUAACCAAUCACUGUAAUUGUUUAUUGUGUGCAGAUGAUUGCCCUUGCCUACAAUCUUGUGGAUUAAAUUAUAGUGUUAGCAAUGAUGAAUUCAAAACUAAGAUAAUAUUAAAUGAAAAAGCUGUAAAGGAUUAUGUGAUUGUUGAAUGUAAUGAUUUCUGCACUUGUUCAAAUAGCUGUGCUAAUCGUGUUGUUCAAAUGGGGCCAUGUAAAGGACUUUAUGUGUUAAAUUGCAAAGAAAAAGGACUAGGUCUAUUUACAUCCCAAAUAAUUCUAAAGGGUAGUUUUAUUUGUGAAUAUGCUGGUGAAAUUAUAACAAAUCGUGAAGCGAGGAGGCGGGACCUAUUAAAUAGAUUAAACAACAAAAUGAACUAUAUAUUUUGCUUGAAUGAAAUUGUUGGUCAUAAGAAGAUACAAACAUAUAUUGACCCAAGUUUAUUUGGCAACAUAGGACGUUAUAUAAAUCACAGUUGUGACUCAAAUUCUUUUAUACUCCCUGUGAGAGUAAACUCUCCCAUUCCUAAGUUAUCUAUAUUUAGUAGUUCUGUUAUAUAUCCUGAUACAGAAAUAACAUUUGAUUAUGGAAUGAAUUAUUUUAAUGAAACAAAAGAAGGGAUGGAGAAUAGGAAGAUUUGUUAUUGUAACUCACAAAAAUGCAGAGGUUUUCUUCCGUGUACUGAUUUUUAAUAUACAAAUUACCAUAAUAAAAAUCCGCUGGAUGUGAUAAUCAUUUCUGAUAAAGAGCACCCAGAUCUGUGCAUGCAUAGUUCCCUGUAUGGGAACUGUGGUCAUAAACUGGAACAGUGAUUAAAUUAUUGUUAAAAAAUGUUUGAUUUGCAAAAUGUUACAGAUAUUUAUAUUAUCAUACUUUCUGUUUUUGAAAUGUGUGUUACUCUAUAAAUGGGAUAGGAGGCAAACUAGUGUAUUGGUUACCUUAUGGUAAGUGAUUGAGCUCUCCACCUCCAUCCAUGUUCUUAUGUUGAUAUCCAUGUCGCACCUACACCAGUAACAGUUGGGAACUGUAUUCUUGAAGUUGUUGACAAGUACAUGUACCUUGGACAAACAUUUCAGUUUGGUUCAUCAUGCUCAAAUGGCAAUGAUUACUGUGGCAACAUGUACUGGGUUGUUUCCUUCCCUCAAAUAUGUGUGAUGGGAACUUUGGCUGGUCAAUAAAUCAACUCGUGAACAAGUGCUUCUUGUUGUGCCUGUUCAACCUGUUAUAAUUAAUAAACAAUGAUGUUCUAUAAAUAUGAACAUACCAUUCACAGUCUGAAGUGGAACAGCAAAAGUGUGCUUAAAGACAAUGCAAGCACAGUUUUCUCCUUAAUCAAUUCAAGUCAAUCACCAAAUCUAAGUGAACCUUAAAAAAUAGCUUAAGACAUUACUUAUUAUUUACUUAAUUUAUAUGAGAUGGGUUCACAAAAAGAAUUUAGUAAAACAGAUAUCUUUUCAUUAAAUAUGGUACAAGUAUUCACAUCCCUUUCUCUCCCGCUUGUCAGAAUGAGACAUGAAAGGAUGCGACAAGCACACAGAAAUGAAAACUAUAGAGUCACUCUUUUUUUAAAGGCCCAGUGAACAAUGUUUAGCAAAAUUGUAUUUUUUAUGUCGAAAGUCAUUGCCGAUAGGGUCGCUUUUUUAACUUCCCGCUAAGAAAAUUGAAAAUUCGGGAAACUGGUUGCAUCUCGUUCUUCGAAAAUGGAGUUUUUAUCAGAUCUCGACAUUACCGGCCCCAGAAGCUUCUCUGACUAUUCCCGCGAUGGUGUCCGUACGUAUGAACGUGUGUGUGCAUAUGUUUGUAAACCUCUUUUAUUUUUUGUAUGGCUCAACCGAUUUCAUCGCGGUUGGAGCCUUUGGAAAGGACUUGACCAAGCUUAAAUUUUGAAUACAAUUCGGAUCGAUUCGAACCGGUACAAUUUAAGAAUUAUCAAAAAACCUAGGAAAAAAAAAAUUCUGAGAGAGAAAACAUAUGUCAACUGUCUUGUCUUCAACAAAACUGUCAACCGCAAAGAGUAUAAUAAGAUAUAGGGAAAAGAGGGCCCUCUCUACGCAUUAUAAGCUGUUUAUGAAAACUAGCGCCAUCUGGAGAUUGGCCCCGAAAAUAACUAUAUAUAAGCUCGAAAUUAUUAAAUUCAGCAAUCCACCUUCACUCGCGGAGGAAAUGAAGCUUUUGCGGUCUGAGAUUUAAAUUUUUCGACUCGAAGUGUCUAAAUAUACGUUAGUUGUGGAAAUACUUACCAAUAGAAUGGACAGUAUCGAGGAACGAAUAAACCGACUUGAGACAAAAUUUUGUGCCGACCAGGAUCAGCUGAAGCAAUGUUCAGAGGUCAACGAGACUAUUGACAUCUUAAAAAAACAGCUAAAUGACUCUUAACAAGAUAAGUUGCUAAACGAUGUCAAGAUCUCAGGUCUCCAGGAAAAUAAUGGGGAGAAUCUGUUACAUGUUGUCAUUACACUCGCUCAAAAGAUAGGGUUUCUCGAGGAACGUGAUAUAGUGAAUGCAUAUAGGCUCGGUGCACGCAUCAAUGCUAUGGAAUCCAGGGGAGCCGGCUCAGAAGCAACCCGACGGCCGCGCGUCGUUCGGAACGGAUCCCGGGGUAUAUAAGCCGUACUAAGCGUGGCCUACGGCAGUUCUAGUUCUGACUCGAAAGUGUAAAGAAGAAGAAGAAGUAAAGAAGAAGUAGUGAAAAGUGGAAGUGUUCCAAGAGGAAGAAGAUAAAAGAGACUUAGUGUUCGGUGCGGUGUGACGCGUUGAAGGUACCGCCGCCCACAAGAGGGACAGCGGCAGACCGGCGAAGUGCAAGUUCAGAAGUGCAAGUGCAGAAGUGAACGCAAAUAAAGACUCGUUCCUAUAA